AUGUUACGCGCUUCGUCUUACCUUCAACCCAUUCAUCGAUUAGCGCCGACAAGAGUAUGGACAAGGCAGUCAUCAAAGUAUAGUAAAGUCAUCGCCAUUCGACGAGAAGAUUAUCUAACAUGGGAAAGAAGAGCACCUCUCGGGCCAAAGCAAGUCAAUUUAUUAGUGGAAGAAUUUGGCUAUAAAGUCAUCGUUCAACCAUCGGCUAAGCGUGCUUUCACGGGAUCGGAAUAUGAAGAAUGUGGAGCCAUUUUACAAGAAGAUAUUUCCCAAGCAUCAUUAGUUGUUGGUGUUAAACAAGUACCCAUCGAUAAACUCCUCCCUAAUAAAACUUAUUGCUUCUUCUCUCAUACCAUUAAAGCUCAAGCAGACAAUAUGCCGCUGUUAGACGCUAUCCUCGAAAAGAAAAUUAAACUAAUAGAUUAUGAAAGAUUGGUUGAUUCUUCUGGUAAACGUUUAGUAGCAUUCGGACAAUUCGCCGGAAUAGCAGGAAUGAUUAAUAUUCUGCAUGGAAUGGGUGUAAGAUUAUUGAAUCUUGGUUUCCAUACGCCAUUUAUGUACAUUUGUAGUACGCACCAUUAUGCAAGCACUACAUCCGCCAAAGUUGACAUCGCCGAAGCUGGUAGUCGUAUUAGACUAGGUCAAAUGCCAACUGCUUUAGGUCCACUAACAUUUGUAUUCACGGGAACAGGAAAUGUAUUCCAGGGUGCAAAGGAGAUAUUCCAGCAGCUUCCACACGAAUUUGUAUCCCCGAAUGACCUAAAAGAAGUGACGGAACAUGGCGAUACACGCAAAGUGUACGGAACUAUUGUUACUGCUGAAGAUCAUAUUGAAAGCUUAGACGGCAGCAAGUUUGAUAAGGGUCACUUUAGGAAAUUUCCAGAACAAUAUCGAUCUAAUUUUGCUGAUAAGAUUGCUCCUUACAUGUCGGUAUUAAUUAAUGGCUUAUACUGGGGCGUUGGUGAUCCUCGACUCCUCACUUGCAAAGAUGCUAGGAAUUUAAUGAAAAUAAAGCCAACUGCUACAAAAGGACUUUCGGAUAAACUCUUACCACAUCGACUUCUUGCUAUUUCUGAUAUAUCAGCUGAUCCGCAGGGCUCGAUCGAGUUCCUAUACAGUGUAACAAAUAUUGGAGAUCCUUUUGAAGUAUAUGAUCCUGUUAGCGAUGCUGCAACGAGAGGUGUUUCCGGGGAUGGAAUACUUAUAACUUCAAUUGAUAACCUACCCACUCAGUUACCACGAGAAGCAACGGACUUUUUUGGAAAUCUGCUAUUGCCACACCUGAUAGAAAUGGCAAAGGCAGAAGCCUCGGUUCCAUUUAAAGAUAUCACUAAAGUAUCGGAGGAAGCUACUAUUGCUAGCAACGGUGAGUUAACGCCAAAGUUCGAGUAUAUUCGACAUUUAAGAAAUGAAAGUUUGCUUUAUGGUAGGUUACAUGUUAGUUCUCCAAGGAAGAAGAACGUUUUACUUCUUGGAUCCGGUUUUGUUGCUAGACCUGUCGUUGAAUACCUGACACGAGAUCCUGAUAUCUCUAUUACCAUUGGUUAUGCCAGCAUUGGCGAUGCUAAUGAUAUAGCAAAAACCUAUCGAAACACUGCUGCCAUGCUUUUUAGGCUCGGAGAGGAAAAGGCUUUAGAUCAAUUGAAAGCGUUGAUCAGUCGUCAUGAUUUGACCGUGAGUUUACUACCGUAUACGUACCACCCUCAAGUAGCUAAGUUCUGCCUGGCUUGUGAUAAGCAUAUGGUAACGGCAAGUUACGUAUCACCGGCAAUGAAAGAACUUCAUCAGAGUGCACUGGAUAAAAAUUUGGUGUUUUUAAAUGAAAUGGGAUUAGAUCCAGGUAUUGACCACAUGUUGGCCGCAAAAUGUUUUGAUGAAGUACGAGCGAAAGGAGGAAAGAUCUCGUCGUACGUGUCGUAUUGUGGUGGUCUACCUGCUCCUGAAUUAUCUGACAAUCCUUUAAGAUAUAAAUUCAGUUGGAGCCCGCGUGGAGCUCUGCUCGCUAUUUUAAAUGGUGCCAGAUAUCGAACAAAUGGAGAAAUUAAGGAGAUCCAUCCUGGUGGUUCACUAUUGGCUUACACAAAAGACGUUGAUUAUUAUCCUGGUCUCAAUUUAGAAGGUUAUCCUAAUCGUGACAGUAUGAUGUAUGCUGACCUUUACGACAUAACUUCCGCUCACACCGGUUUUAGUGAAGUUGCAACUGCCUUGCUGAAGAUCGGCGUAAUUAAUGGAGAACCUAAUCCAAUAUUAAUGAGGAAUGCCCCAGAUAUUCAAUGGCAUCAACUGACUGCAAAUUUGCUUGGCUUAGAAGCCAAUAUUUCUAUUGACGACUUAAAAUCUGAAGUCUUAAAAAGGGUUUCUGGAAACGAGAAUAAACUGAAAGCUAUUAUCGAUCUUGGUUUACUGUCUGAUCAACCAGUAGCAAAAGAGGGAACCACUAUUGAUGCGCUAUCUGCUUUACUGAGCAAAUCGUUAACACUACAGAAAGGAGAAAGUGAUUUUGUAAUCAUGCGACACGAAAUUGGUGUUGAUUGGCCUAAUGGCAAAAAGGAAACGCGCCAUAUAACAUUGGCUUCUUAUGGUAGUCCGGACAGCCAUUCCGCUAUGGCUUGGACAGUCGGUAUUCCGUCGGCUAUCGCAGCACGUCAAAUUUUAAGAGGAGAAAUCACCAGAACUGGAGUUAUGGUACCUAUUAGUAGUGAUAUUUACGAACCUAUGCUAGGCCUACUAGAGAAAGAAAAUAUCCGUGAAAGUAAUCACGUUACAUAUCACUAA
This is a messenger RNA of Trichoplax adhaerens, 2775 nucleotides long. RefSeq lists its product as uncharacterized. The coding region runs from base 1 to 2775 and encodes 924 amino acids. Gene Ontology annotation, cellular component: cytoplasm. NCBI's taxonomy places the organism in Eukaryota, Metazoa, Placozoa, Uniplacotomia, Trichoplacea, Trichoplacidae. The transcript is spliced from 24 exons. Gene Ontology annotation, molecular function: saccharopine dehydrogenase activity. The record is from RefSeq and is a predicted model, not a curated record.